This is a messenger RNA of Penicillium bovifimosum, 1146 nucleotides long. It is a transcript of the gene lcp5, whose product is annotated as small subunit rRNA maturation protein LCP5. Gene Ontology annotation, cellular component: nucleolus; small-subunit processome. The record is from RefSeq and is a predicted model, not a curated record. Gene Ontology annotation, biological process: maturation of SSU-rRNA from tricistronic rRNA transcript (SSU-rRNA, 5.8S rRNA, LSU-rRNA). Bases 1 to 1146 code for a protein of 381 amino acids. Lineage: Eukaryota; Fungi; Ascomycota; Eurotiomycetes; Eurotiales; Aspergillaceae. The transcript has a single exon.
AUGGCUUCAACACAGGCGUCUGCACGCCCUCAGAGUCUGUCGACAUUGAUCGAGACCCUAAACACUUGUUUAUCGACAGCUGCAUCAUCUCUACCUAAGUCACACAAGGAUGCGCCCUCCGAUGUCACAAUUGAACCUCCCCAGGACGGCAUCUCUCUUCUAGAUACCAAAAGCGAAAUCCUUCUUUCCUAUCUGCAAAACCUCGUCUUUCUGAUCAUCUUUCAAUUGCGAAAUGUUUCUGCGAAACAGAAUACAAAAGAGAAGGGCCAAUCCCCGGACAACUCCCUCGAAGAUGACAUCCAGAAGAAGCUGAUCGAGCUGCGGGUAUUCCUCGAGCGCGGUGUUCGUCCCUUGGAAGGGCGACUGAAGUACCAAGUGGAUAAGGUUAUCAAGGCUGCGGCGGAUGCGGAGCGGACAGAGAAGACUCAGCCGGCCAAGACAAAGAAAAUUCGCAAAGCUGCGACAUCGGACAGCGAAGCCUCGUCGGAUGAGGAAGAAGACGCGAGCGGUAGCGAGAACGAAGAGGACAUCGAUGAAAUGGCCUACCGACCUAAUGUCUCCGCCUUCAACAAGGCCAAAGCGGUGGCUGAGCAGAAGAAAGCCAAACCCUCCAAGGGCGCCGACGAAGGACCUGGAGAUGGCAUUUAUCGUCCCCCGAGGAUCAUGCCGACGUCUUUGCCUACGACAGAGCGUCGCGAACGCCAAGAGCGCAGGCCUAUUCGAUCCAACGUUAUUGACGAAUUCGUCAGCGCUGAAAUGUCGUCCGCACCCAUGGCUGAGCCAAGUAUUGGCAGCACAAUUAUCGAUGGUGGCCGAACGGUCAAGUCAAAGAAGGACCGCGAACGCGAGGCCGAGCGUACUACCUACGAAGAGACCAACUUUGUCCGCUUGCCGAAGGCCACCAAAAAGGAACUGGCCAAACGGGGUCACGGAAAGGAUACCACAUAUGGCGGCGAUGAAUGGAAGGGGCUCAAUGAGGGUGCAGAUCAUAUCGAACGUCUUACCCGGAGAUCGAAGAGCAACGGUGCCGCACUUGAGAAGAGCCGGAAGCGUGUCCGCAAUGAGGACGGACAACGCGGUGAUGGUGUGGGCAUGGGUCAAAUCUUUGACAAGCGACGGAAGAAGGUUGACAGCUGGAAGCGGUAA